CACACCCUAUCUCCGAGGUCCCAGUUCCAGCCUUCAGUACUCUCUCCAGGGGCUGUCCUGGGAUUCUGGCUGUAGCCUUCCUACUGGGCUGCUUCAUCUCUCCUCUCCCUCCCAGAGCCCAACUGCUGUCAUUUUGUGCCCUGCCAAAGAGGAGGGAACUGCAGUGACAGCAGGAGUGAGAAGCAGGACAGAGUUGUGGUGCACAGAGAGGUAUGGAGAGGGAGACGCUGAGACCAGGUGACAGUGAGACACCGAGAGAGGGCUGAGAAGCAGGGUGAGGGGAGUUGAGCGUCUGAGGGAGGGCAGAAACUGAAAGAAGCAGAAAGGUGGACAAGAAGACAGGAAGACUUGUGAGUCAGAGCCACUCAGCCAUGCUGGGAGCAACGCAGCACUGGCUACCACGUCUCUGGCUACCAGGUCUCACACUCAACUCCAGAUUGCCCAUGGCCCUGAUGAUUCUGGCCCUGGGGACCGGAUGGGCCCAGGAGGGAGCAGAGCCUGUCCUCCUGGAGGGUGAGUGCCUGGUGGUCUGUGAGCCUGGCAGAGCUGCUGCAGGGGGAGCCGGGGGAGCAGCUCUGGGAGAAGCACCUCCUGGAAGAGUGGCAUUUGCUGCAGUCCGAAGCCACCACCAUGAGCCUGCAGGGGAGAUCAGCAACGGCACCAAUGGGGCCAUCUACUUUGACCAGGUCUUGGUGAAUGAGGGCGGUGGCUUUGAUCGGGCCUCGGGCUCCUUCGUGGCCCCUGUCCGGGGUGUCUACAGCUUCCGGUUCCAUGUGGUGAAGGUGUACAACCGCCAAACCGUCCAGGUAAGCUUGAUGCUGAACACAUGGCCCGUCAUCUCAGCCUUUGCCAAUGACCCUGACGUGACCCGAGAGGCAGCCACCAGCUCAGUGCUACUACCCCUGGACCCUGGGGACAGGGUGUCUCUGCGCCUACGUCGGGGGAACCUGCUGGGUGGCUGGAAAUAUUCAAGCUUCUCUGGCUUCCUCAUCUUUCCACUCUGAGGGCUCAUGCCUUUCAAAGACAGGAAUCUAGCCCCUGACGUCUGGCCUAUGCCCUCUCCCCUCCUGCCCCAAAAGCAACAUCUUUGAGGUCGGAGAGAGGUUCCCUCUGGCUGUUUGUAUUUCAGCUUCUUGCAUGGGACCAUGUGCCAAACACCUAAGGUGAUGAGCAGAGCUGUGGCAUCCCAGGACCUGGCCCCUCUUAACCCCUCCCCCAUCCCAAAUGCCCUCACAGUCUCUCACUGCAUCUCUUUGUCUGCAGCCCUAGGAUGAGGGCAGGAUUUGGCAGGUAAAGAGUCCUGCCAUACUUUGCAGACUUUGUUCUUCCUUCUUCUACCCCACCCCCAGCUUCUGGCUCAGAGCUACUUGGAAACAGGUGGGCAGGUGAGCUUGACAGGCCCCCACAAGGGCCCAGAUGGACCAGGCUCAGCAUGCCCUGCAGGCUCCUUCCUGUGAGGAGUGCCAGCAUUGUGGAUCUCGGCCAGCACAGUCAGGAGUUGAGCCAGCCCAUAUGGACUAUGGCAGGAGGCUCAGCCACCAGUAGAAGUGUGGGGAGGGCCACUGAGCAGCCCAGAGCCUAUAGCUGAUAGGAUAGGAAGGGAACAUGUGACCAGCCUGAGCAAGGUACACAUUUUUCAUGUACACUGGGGCAACCAGCAGGCAGUGAACCUGGGUGUUCAUCUGUACCAGGUCCCAAAUGGACUCUGGCUCUCACUUCCCCAGCUGAGACAUGGGGUGUGUAUGUUUGUUUGUACCAGCUGAGAACAGGUGUACAGCACUUCCUUGGGCAGCUGUAGGUAGAAGAUCACAUGUGAGCAAGUGUAGAUCUCCAGGCAUGGAACACAUCAAUGCCCACAGCCACCUUCUAAGAGUUCCACCUUUGCAGUCUUCACUUCGAUCACUCCCUGCUCUGACCAUCGCCUCCUUCCCCCAGUUCUCAGUUACCUGCAGUGAACCUGUUCUAGACUGUCCCACUGCCUCUCUUCUUUCCCCUGAUCUGUGCUGUCUUAAACUUGCUAUUACCUUGAAUUCAAUAAUUCAUCCCUUCAACCAAUCUCCUGCAAGUAUUAUAAACUGCCUUACCUCCCUGUCCCAUUGGCCCAGCAUGGGUGACUCAAUCAAUAAAGCAACCAGAGAAUUAUCGUUGAUGAGACAUUAUCAGAUCACUCAAGACAGAAGAUACCAUUAGAAUUUGGGUCAGGAUACCACCAGGUAUGUCAGAGAGACUAUAAAACUGUACAUUAGAGUCAAAUAAAAAAGGAUUUAGUAAUGCUUGAGUUAAGUAGGAAAUACCAAUGUAAAUUUGUGGUUUGCAAAAGAAACAAUUUUUCAAACUAUCACUAAAGUAGCAUAGAUACAACAUUAGGAAAAAUUCUGAUAGGUAUUCUUAGCACCUGGAUCUUUACCUCAAACAUUAUUCACCUUUAGAAGGACUCGGGUUUCCUAGGAGAAUAUCUCCAUGUCCCAGAUAAUUCUAGGCCUGGAACAUGUUGUUGAUGACAAUAAGCAAGGAUACUUUUCUAAAUGUAUAGGGGAGAGUGAAAAGACAAAGGGACCAAUUUUAAAAGACUCCCAUCUGACAUUCUGUGGCAAUUUGGCAAUCAAAAGCAAAAAUAAUGUACUUAAUUGGAAGAAGGUGAUUUUUUUAAAUGUAUGACUCUAGUGAUACUCCAAAAGGAAAAAGUCACUAUGAAGCAUGCAAAAAGGCAGUUCAUAUGCUGAGUGAAGAAGAACGAAUAUAUUGGAUAUUUUUAGUUAAUUUUGACAAAUAGAAGAAUAUAAAUAUAGUAGGUAUUUUAACUAUUCAUAAGUUACACUUACUUUUCCUCAUCUGUAUAAGCAGGGAGGGGUGGAUAUAGAGAGCUGUGAGUAAUUCCAGAAAAACGUUGGAACUGUACCAAGAGUGAAAGAGACUGAUUGGCACCAUCUGGCCAUAUAUUACAGCUAGGAAGAAAGAAAGCCCAACAGAUAACUGCUCGCUGCUCAGACUUGAUCCUUCAUCUCUUGGGAAAGGGAACCUCUAUAUUACCAACUAAUUAAAAUGAGAUUACAGUAACAGUAAAGCCCAAAAUAAGAAUGGCUUACAUAAGGUAGAUUAUUUCUGCCUCACAUAGAAGAAUCUGCAGACAGAGUCCAGGGAUGGAUGGCAGUUCUUUUGGGUUCCUGUAUUCAAUUCUACUGUGUGUGGAGGGGAGGGGGUACUUUUCACAAAAUGCCAAGCAAUGCUCAGACACCAGCAGGAUAUCCAAGAUUUUGACUCAGUUCAACACAAUUCUGACACUACCUGCCUGGAUUUUGCAUCAGAUUCUACAGGUUAAGGAUUUGUCCUACACCCCAACCCUCUUCGCUUCAGACCCCAGUGGAAAACCCAGGCUGUUAAAUAUACUUCUGAUCAACUGCCUAUAGAUUAGAGGUUCCAGCGACCCCACUCCUCAGCAACUCAGUUCAAACACCAGUUUCAAGUCUAGGCUGUUCCCCGAGCCUCUGAUUGACUGGCUGGGUUCCAGUGUUAAAUAAAAAAUUUUAACUUCCAUAGCUGGGUUUUCUAAAAGAAAGGGUUUAUUAGGCUGUUGCUAGAAGGA
This is a messenger RNA of Phyllostomus hastatus (greater spear-nosed bat), 3583 nucleotides long. RefSeq names its product cerebellin 3 precursor (gene CBLN3). Gene Ontology annotation, molecular function: protein binding. The transcript is spliced from 3 exons. The coding region runs from base 372 to 1004 and encodes 210 amino acids. NCBI's taxonomy places the organism in Eukaryota, Metazoa, Chordata, Mammalia, Chiroptera, Phyllostomidae. The record is from RefSeq and is a predicted model, not a curated record.